Messenger RNA from Funneliformis caledonium, 300 nucleotides. Lineage: Eukaryota; Fungi; Glomeromycota; Glomeromycetes; Glomerales; Glomeraceae. The record is from the annotation of a GenBank genome assembly.
AUGAAUCAAAUUCGGUUCAUUCAGUUAGAGCUCCCAUCAACUUUAGCACCCUCAAUGAGAACUGUAUCAAUGAAAACAGAAUCUAUAAUAACCACGAUAAAAAUCAAUAAAUUUAAUAAAUUUAAUCCAAUCGAACCUUUAACACUUUUAACUUAUCCUAAUGUUGCUUUAUUAGUUUUCAACAAAGUUAUAAUGACGAUAACUCUUUACAUUCAAAAUUUAUUAAUUGGAGAUUUAUUAUCAGCAGCUUAUGGAUUGACUUCCUCGUCCUUUACCUUGUACCUGGGUCAGGAUAUAUGA